UCUCACACAGAGAUGGCUCUCCGGGACUCCUUCCUCCACCACCUUCCCUCUCUCUCUCUCUCUCUCAAACAACAUACCAAUCUCGCUUCCAUGCCUGCUUGCUUACCCUGCAGCCUCUCUGUCUUUCACUUUCUCUCUCUCUUCUGCGCAUAGAGGGAGAGAUAUUCUUUGGCUAUUACUAAGGACCUAGAAGAACACGAAGAAAGGAUCUCCCGAAGAAGAAAGAGAGAAAGAAGGAACAAAUACGAUUACGAGUUGGGCACAAACUCCAAUUGCAUUUCGUUUACAAGGAAACCAAAGACGAAGGACAGCCAGAAGGAAGCAGGAACCGAGGACACCGAGGGAGAUCGGAUUUUGUUGAUUGUUGCAGAUGAUGAUGACCACGACUCGUCUCCUCCAGCCAUCCACUGCCACCCCUGACUCACCCUCCUCGUCCUCCUCCGCUGCCGGAAGCGCCACCACCACUACCAGCAUGACCGGCGGCGGAACUACCACGAGCGGCCUCAAGAAGGGCCCGUGGACCGCCGCAGAGGAUGCCAUCCUCAUCGAGUACGUGAAAAACCACGGGGAGGGGAACUGGAAUGCCGUGCAGAAGAACUCGGGCCUCUCUCGUUGCGGCAAGAGCUGCCGCCUCCGGUGGGCCAAUCAUCUGCGGCCGAACCUCAAGAAGGGCUCCUUCUCGCCCGAAGAGGAGAGACUCAUCCUGGAACUCCAUGCCAAACUCGGGAACAAAUGGGCUCGCAUGGCCGCUCAAUUGCCAGGACGCACUGACAACGAGAUUAAGAACUACUGGAACACACGGAUUAAGAGAAGGCAGAGAGCAGGGCUCCCUCUGUACCCGGCUGAUAUCCAGCGCCACGCGUCGACUGUGCCUUCUCUGACACCGCUCUCAGCCAAUGGCGCCGCCACCGUAGCGACCACUCCUCCGAUCGCAUCGCCCAUCUUCAACUGCCUCAAGCCCCAACCCCAGCUCCCCUUCUUCGAACCCCAACGACUCCCCACCACCGGGGGAUCCUCCACACUCUUCCCCAUAAUUCCCACAGCUCAGUUCAAGAAUUUCCUCGACGAUAGCCUCCAUUACGGCCUGCAAUUUUCAGGCGAGACCCGCCAACCGUUGCUGCUGCCGUCAACAUUGGCGUCCCCGUUUCCCGCUGAUGGUAGCAACAGCGAAGGAGCGAUGGGGCUUGAUGCUUUGCUCCGAGGCGUCGUCAUGCCGUAUGAUCCAAACCUGGCCGCCGGGAAACUGCCUUUUGAAUUCGCCGUGAAAACGGAGCUCCCUUCAAGCCAACUAACACAUGACGCCGGCCCAGCAGAUAGCGAAUACUUGUUGGCUGACUCGAAUUGCGUAGUCGACCCACCGGCACCGUCGCAGACUCCGACGGCGGCAUCGGAGUCAACGCCGCUAACUCUUGGCACGGGCAAUAACGGGCUGCUGGAUGCUAUGCUGCAGGAAACCCAGGUGACCAAUGCAAAUGAGGAGGGAAAGCCGCUGGAAUUCGGCCAAGAAGAAGAAUGUAACUGGACAAGCGGCAAGGAUCCUACCAAUAGAAGAAACGAGAGUCGGUGGGAGGACUCGAGUUCAAUUGAUGAUGCCAUAACCACGAAAGAAGCAGGAACUGGUGACUCCAAAUCAGUGGACGAUGACCUCUCAACGCUGCUUGAUUUCAUGCCCCUAUCUACAGCACCCUCCAUCCCAGAAUGGUAUGGCAGUGACGACACCAUAGAGAUAUCGAAUGGCCGAUCGGAACUAACAGGGUCGCCGACCACUGUGUCUGCAGACGACCUUAGCAUUGACAUGGAGCAGAUCGCAUCGUCGCUGGUAUCCACAGAUCAGAUCUGGGGCCUCAGUUCUUGUUCCUGGAACAACAUGCCUGGAAUUUGCUAAGAACUUCCAACUUACAAACCCUCCUUAUGUAAGGGAUAUGUAUUAAGUUUACUGAUGUGCAUAACAUUGCGUGUUGACUAUGUGCAUUGCCUAGAUAAGAACUCUACAGUUUCUUCAGAAUGGUUAAUCCAAUGAACUAUCAUUUUAGCCUUGCAUGAUUGCAUC
This is a messenger RNA of Nymphaea colorata (pocket water lily), 2050 nucleotides long. Its product is annotated as transcription factor MYB101-like. NCBI's taxonomy places the organism in Eukaryota, Viridiplantae, Streptophyta, Magnoliopsida, Nymphaeales, Nymphaeaceae. The record is from RefSeq and is a predicted model, not a curated record. The coding region runs from base 371 to 1885 and encodes 504 amino acids. The transcript has 3 exons.